CCUGUUUGAGUUUCCGUAUUCAUUUUUUGGUCUGCUGUUGCUCUUCUCAUCUUUCAAAACUUGAUCGUAAAAAUGUUCGUUUUAGCAAAUAUAGUUGUUUAAAUUUUACAUCUGAGAGUUUGUCCUGAAAAACAUACGUUAAAUGUAUCGUAAUUCGUAUUAAUUUAUUGACCGUAUUUAGUUGUGUUGUUAAGUUACCUGUCCGAUGGGAUUAUUAUGUGGCGCUGUGUGUGGUGUUAUAGUCACCGGUAUAAUAUUAAUAACCGUAUUUAUUUUGCGAUUAUAUGUGACAUUACGACAUGGAUCGGAACAUAAACCAGGACAGAAGAAAAGAUCUCUGUCAGUUCUGGUGGUGGCAGGAUCAGGGGGGCACACGACAGAAAUCAUUCGUCUGAUGGGAGGUUUAUCUCAGUCUUAUAAUCCUCGACAUUAUGUGAUAGCAGACACCGAUCAAAUGAGUGAGGAUAAGAUACGAGUAUUUGAAACAGAAAGAGAGAAAACAGAUUCACCUCAGUUUACUCUUCACCGGAUUCCUCGCAGUCGGGAGGUUCGUCAGUCUUGGAGUUCCUCCGUUCUGAGUUCACUGAGCGCUCUGUUGUCAUCCGUUCCAUUGGUCUUCAGACUGCAGCCGGAUGUGAUACUUUGUAAUGGACCAGGGACAUGCGUCCCACUGUGUGCUGCCGGCCUCCUCCUCAGCAUCCUGGGUGUGAAAAAGGUUGUGAUCGUCUACGUGGAGAGCAUCUGCCGGGUGGAGACGCUAUCGCUGUCUGGAAAGAUCCUCUACUAUUUUGCUGACUAUUUCUUUGUGCAGUGGGUUCCACUGAAAGACAAAUACCCAAAAGCCAUUUACUUGGGGAGACUAGUGUGAGGGAAACUCAAGCAGAGUGCCGUUCUUAAAUAGCAUUGUAUUUUACUGUGAUGCUGGGAUGCUUUUCAUAUUUUAUACAGUUACUAAAGAGCUGAUAAACAGAAAGUUGGAUCUCAUGGAUGUUUUCAGUCAAACUGAGAAUGUACUGAGCUGAGAGUUGUGCUUAUCAGACCUGUUCUACCUUCUACGCCCUUUUUGAAAAGUUGCCAAAUCCUAAUCUGAGAAAUAAAUCUUGCAUACAAAGCUGUUACAAAUUGUUUAUAUUUUACACAUGCAUUGUGACUCCUCAUUCCAAUACAAAUGUUCAUGUUACUUCCUUAUGCAUUAACUAAUGUUAACAUUGACCAUAUGGGACCACAAAACCAUUCAUAAGUCGCCAGGUAUUUGUAGCAACAGCCAACAAUAUAUCGCAUGAGCCAAAAUUAUAAAAAAUUAUUAGGAUAUUAUGUAAAAAUUAACCUUUGUGAAAUGUAACCACGUUUUUUUGUGUUAAAAGUAUCUUAAGUAUGGUUUUUGGUGUUUUAAUUAUUAUUUGCUAACCAUGGUUUUACUACAGUGGUUUUCAAAAUAUUUUCCCUUAUGACUGGUUUUGUGGUCCAGGGUCACAUAUUUAAUUAAAAAAAUUUAUUAGUAAAUUGUUGAUUAAAUGAUAACAGUAUUUUAAUUUUGCGGUGAACUAAUGAGCAAGUGUAGACCUUCGUGUUGUUUAAUAGCAGGAAGAUCCAAAGUCCUCCAAUAUUGCAUUUCAUUGCCAAGCAGAUUAUAAGAGUUAGUUGCACUCAGCCUUCAAUAAAAUGUUUAUUUUAGGGCAUUCUUUGUUAUCUUUACCACAGAACACAGAGGUGCUUCAUUGUUAAAGUCUUCCUGCAUUAACAUGUGGUUGGUUUCAGAGGAAACAACAGUGUGACUAAACAGAAAGAGCAGCGGUUCUCUGCUGUAGUUGCUUCUGUUUUGUGUCUCUAAUGAGUAUUUUGCAGAUAUAUUCUUGUAAUUCCUGUUUGCAGAUAUAAUGAGACAGCAGUACUUUACAGGGCCUUUGUCUUUCAGGACAAGUUCAUGCAGGUUUAGAUCUUGCUCAGCAUAAAGUUAAUGUUCCUAAACAGCUGUGAGAGUGAUUACAUCAGACGUGUUUGUUAUAUGUGUGAUGUCAUUGUAAUAUCGCAGGCGAGCAUUGACUUGUAGGGCCAACGCAGUGUUAACUUAAAAGUAAACAAAAUCAUUAAACAUAA
Paramisgurnus dabryanus is the source of this 2097-nucleotide messenger RNA. RefSeq names its product ALG14 UDP-N-acetylglucosaminyltransferase subunit (gene alg14). Gene Ontology annotation, biological process: dolichol-linked oligosaccharide biosynthetic process. Gene Ontology annotation, cellular component: UDP-N-acetylglucosamine transferase complex. Lineage: Eukaryota; Metazoa; Chordata; Actinopteri; Cypriniformes; Cobitidae. The record is from RefSeq and is a predicted model, not a curated record. Gene Ontology annotation, molecular function: N-acetylglucosaminyldiphosphodolichol N-acetylglucosaminyltransferase activity.